GGAACUGAGGUGCUCAUAACUUAUUUACCAAUGUCCAGGUGAACUGUGUUUUUUCGAUAAGUUAAACAAAAUAAACCAUUUGUAUCUACAAUAUAUUGCGUCAUUGUGAUAAAUCAGUCAUUUUUUUCAAGUUUAACUAUUUUUAGUUUAACAAAGAAAGAUGUAAUUUUAAUAUUUUUGUUGCCAAUCUAUUCAUUACACUUCAAUACUUGAUUGAGUCCGUAUAGUGCAAAAUAAUUGAAUCAAUUUUCAUUGGAGACUGAAAUUAUGACAGCUUGAUCAAAGUGGUGCAUUCAUUAAAGCGUUUGAAAUAAAUCUCAAUCUGAAAUAUUAUGGUUUGAAUACGAAAGCAGAAGCAGGAAGAAAACGAUUCAAAGAAAAUACAAGGAAAAAAAGAAGGAUACACAGCGUGACGUUCAAGUGAAUAUUGACUUCAUUGGAAAUCAAAAAUGCCAAGACCAAUUUUCUGUACAGUGCUGUUGCUUAUUGCCAUUACAAAUUACAUUGACAUUGUCGAAUCAUCUGAUUUGAUGUAUAAAACGGAUCGGCCAAUAAUUGGAGUGAUAACGUUAGAGAUAAGGGGGCGACCUGCCAUGUUAUGGCCAUCUUAUGAUAGCUAUAUAGCAGCAUCUUAUAUUAAAUUUGUUGAAGGUGGAGGUGCGAGAGCAGUGCCCAUAUGGAUUGAUAAACCUCGAUCGUACUAUGAAAAAAUGAUGAAGAAGCUCAAUGGCGUUUUGUUUCCCGGUGGUGCAACAUAUUUAAAUGAAAGCCAUGGCUAUGCCGAAGCUGGCGUACACAUAUACGAUAUUGCGAAACGCAUGAAUGACAAUGGCACAUAUUUUCCAUUGUUUGGAAUAUGUCUAGGCUUUGAGUUCUUAUUAUUCGCAUCAAAUAAAAAUGAGGAAUAUCGGAUCCGUUGUUCGUCGCAACGACAAUCAUUACCAUUGAAUUUUACCGAAGGGUUCAGAGCGAGUCGAAUGUUUGGAACAGCUCCAGAGCAUAUAAUUAAUAUACUGAAUAAGGAAGCAACUACAUCGAAUUUUCAUUCGUAUUGCGUCACACAAGAGAAUAUGAUUGAAUAUGGUUUGGCCAAAAAAUGGAAGACAUUAUCAACUAAUCUAGACACAAAUGGAUUGGAUUUCAUUUCAGCCAUUGAACACAAACGUUAUCCAUUCUACGGUGUUCAAUUUCAUCCAGAGAAGAAUCUUUACGAGUGGAUUCAAAAUAAAAAUAUUUCGCAUACUAUAGGUGCGAUCACGUCUUCUCAAUAUUUUGCAUCGUUUUUUGUCAACGAAAGCCGAAAAAAUGGAAAUCAUUUUAGUGGGAUAAAUGAAGAGAAUCGAGCGUUAAUUUAUAAUUUUCCGGUUACAUUUUCUGGUCCACGGUAUUUAACAUAUGUACAAGUCUACCUUUUUAAAAAGAAUGUAGAUUAUCCGAAUAAUCCUAGCUUUUUAGAACUUCAUAACAAUAUUUCAUUUGACAACAUAAUGUGAACAAAAUCCAACACAUUAAGUUUUAAAUCUAUCAAUUCAUUUGUUCAUUU
This is a messenger RNA of Contarinia nasturtii (swede midge), 1543 nucleotides long. RefSeq names its product gamma-glutamyl hydrolase-like. Gene Ontology annotation, molecular function: gamma-glutamyl-peptidase activity. The record is from RefSeq and is a predicted model, not a curated record. Gene Ontology annotation, biological process: tetrahydrofolylpolyglutamate metabolic process. The coding region runs from base 450 to 1493 and encodes 347 amino acids. The transcript is spliced from 6 exons. Gene Ontology annotation, cellular component: vacuole. NCBI's taxonomy places the organism in Eukaryota, Metazoa, Arthropoda, Insecta, Diptera, Cecidomyiidae.